CUCUGUGACGUGAAGUGCAAAGUGCGAAGCAGAUUCCCCAGCCAAUCUACCCCACGUAACCAAAGGCGGUGAAGCAUAAAGUCCCAUGAGAACACGGCAGAACUUGCACAAACCUAUCCAUACCCCUCCACUCACCCCAUUGUUGAACCCAGAUACGACACUUGUGCUCCGUACAAUGUCGCAAAUUCCGCAUCUCCUCUCGCCAUACGUUGCUCUUCCGUCGGAAUUAUCCCUUAUUCUCCUCACUUCCGUCCUUGGUGCGAGCACAAACUGGCUUGUCCUGCGGUACCUUCAAAGCUACCUUGGCCAAAACCUCGAGUCCCUCAGCAUUUCCAAUGAAACUGAAGAUGGAGAUACUACCAAGGUGCUACUUGUUAGCUUUAUGAGAGAUCUGGCGUUUUGGAAGGACGGGGCUCGGAAAUUAGGCCAUGACCUCGAUAAAUUGGCAGCAAAGAAGAGGUUUGCAUUUAUUGAUGGGCUGAGCGAAUUGCUCCUGGAACCUGCAAGGUCGAAGACUAGCACACGUGGCGCAAACGCUAUACGGGGUAACGAGCUGGGGAAUAUACAUAACACCGUGAAUAACACUCUCAAAGAACUGCAGGCCGGCUCUGGGAAAGUGGUUUUAGUGAUUGAUCAGCUUGAUCUGUUACUGGCAACGAGUGGGGAUAAGCUGGAUACGGUGGCUUUGGGAGAUACGUUGAUGGAUUGGAGACUAUCUGCCCAUUCAACAAUAUUGACACUUGCUGCCGAUACACCGUUGGCAGCUGGACAUGAUACACCACUGGAGACGAAUCAUGGGGCUCUUCUAUUGAGCCUUGCCCACCAAGCAGAUCUAGUGAUGUCGUUAAGGCUUUUGGAUACAGGGACGGCUAGGGAUGUAAGUGGGGUGUGCCGGAUUACGACAGGGGAUUCUGACGGUAGAUUGCCAACUGAACAGAAAGCGGAGGCAAGAGAACUGCUAUAUUUUGUGGGGGGUGAUAGUGCUGUCAAGGUGUUUGAAAGAGGACAAUGAUGGAUAUCUGAGGAAGAAUCGGAACCGAUAUGUAAUUUGGAUAGAAUACAUAAUACCACGUCGAAUGAGCCCGUGAUAUAUGGUUAGAAACAAAGGCGUUCAUCUAAAUGUCCUGCCUGGGACCGUCGUCUCUGUCGUAUCUGUAGGACCAGAUCUGUCGAUCGCGAGAGACGAUAGGUAUGGGCUCGAAUCAUUCACGCACUCUGUCCGAACUUGACGUAUUGCAAUUGAUGGCAUUUGCUAGUAGCUCCUUUAUUUGUCGAGGAAUAACACAAGCAGGCACCUAUCGAUCCCCAAUCACUCCGUCCACAAUCCCAUCAUGCCAUAAUGGAACUCCCUUACUCGGUC
This is a messenger RNA of Pseudogymnoascus destructans, 1360 nucleotides long. RefSeq lists its product as uncharacterized. Gene Ontology annotation, cellular component: elongator holoenzyme complex. The coding region runs from base 86 to 1012 and encodes 308 amino acids. Lineage: Eukaryota; Fungi; Ascomycota; Leotiomycetes; Thelebolales; Thelebolaceae. Gene Ontology annotation, biological process: tRNA wobble uridine modification. The transcript has 3 exons. The record is from RefSeq and is a predicted model, not a curated record.